Messenger RNA from Ambispora leptoticha, 300 nucleotides. Lineage: Eukaryota; Fungi; Glomeromycota; Glomeromycetes; Archaeosporales; Ambisporaceae. The record is from the annotation of a GenBank genome assembly.
AUGGAGACAGUUUUGUAUAUUUCGACAUCAUAUCAUGGCAGAAAAAUUUCAAUUGACAUCGUAUCAUGGCAGAUAGUCACCGGGCAGGUGUUUGGCAUCCGCGCAGGUUUGGCCAAAAACCGGUUAAAUGGCGAGAACGGUAGAACUACUAGUGGGAAUAAAAAGCGUAGCCCACCUCGUCCCAAAUACAGUUGGAGAGCUUUGGAACUAAAUGAUGCUUACGGGAUAGAAUUGAAGCUCUUGCUAGCUAUUCUGGCAUCGGCAGAUAGUGUCAAACUUCAACUAUUAAACGUGACAUGA